This is a messenger RNA of Caenorhabditis sp. 36 PRJEB53466, 1353 nucleotides long. The record is from the annotation of a GenBank genome assembly. Lineage: Eukaryota; Metazoa; Nematoda; Chromadorea; Rhabditida; Rhabditidae.
AUGUCGAGUGAUAUUGUGAGUUUGCAACUGAGCCAAUUAGAUCCGCCCACGGGCCUUCAUAAACUCUCGCAUCGCAAUCGUAAACAUUCGGCUCCAGAUGUCCGAAUCAACGUGCAUUGAGCCGAUGGAGCCAGCGAAAAGUGUGACAAAAGUGCAGAGGCUUUGCAACGUGGCAUUCUGGAACGACGACACUUCGAUGCUCAAGGAUUACGUCAAGUGCUUCUUCUCGAAGAGAACACCAGUGUUCCGUCUGAAACACGAGAUGACGACUCGGAAAAGAGUGCUCAUUCUGACUCCGGGCGACAGUCUUCUCGUGUACGAAACAAAUUGCACCGGCUAUUUGUUCGACAUCAGCAGAGCUCUGAAACUGAAGAUCUCCUGCAACCGUUUCAACAAUGAUGAAGUCGAAGUGAGCAUGGCUCCAAGGUCUCCAUUUCAUAGGUACUUUCCAGAAAUCCUGCACAGUCACAUUGAAGUAUAAGUUCGGAGAAGUAAACAUAGUACUCGUGAAUGACCAAAUAUCAGUUUGGAGGUGACAUUGUUCUUUGGAUCUUCCGAAUUCACAGUCCUGUUUCAGACGGACCCUAUCCACAGUUUUCGAAGGCGAAUGCUUCGAUCGCACUUUGCUCACCGACAUUUCCCUGUACACAGCAAAAGGUUCUCGCGCCCUUUGAACAAUUGGAUUGGCUUUUUUUCAGAUGAAGACUUGGAAGACUACUGUGGGAAUUCCGUCUUCGAUUACACAGAUUCAGCGAUAAGUCUGAAGGUACGAAGAAGUUUCCGUUUUCCACGAUAUUCGGCCCUUUCCAGUCGGCUCACGGUUGCGUCGAUCUCUCCUCACAAAAGUCCCUUGCCCUCGACGACACUCAGAUCGACGUUAUAGAUUCCGAUCAAACAAACUCGAAUCGCUCGUUGACGUACGCGCCCACGAGCGUCCGCAGCUCGCGUGCCUCCCUCGCUUCCGUCCGUCCACCGAACAAAACCAUCUCUUCCCGGGAUCCGAUGUUAGUCAAUCCUAUCUUUUAUGCACUGAUUCCUCGCAGUUCUUCUUCGCUUUUCAGUUCCAUUCGUCGUGGGAGUCAAUGUGUUUCGUAUUUGGCGAAGAAAUUCGAAGAGAAAUUGGGAAGUAUCGGUCGGAAAAUGGGAGUAGAGAGUCAGAAAAAAGAGGCUCAGCAGAAGACGCCGUCGCCGCCCCUGGAGAUCCUUUUUCCUCCGCUCCCCAUCCAAAAAGUGAAGGAAGAAGACCUGAAAAGUCUGAAAGAGGACAAGGGAACGCAGGUGUCAAAACUCGAUUUUACGCCUUCCAAAAAAGGAAAACAACCGCAGAGAGAGGAGAUUAUUAUUGAAGAGUGA